Pongo pygmaeus (Bornean orangutan) is the source of this 5687-nucleotide messenger RNA. RefSeq lists its product as uncharacterized. Lineage: Eukaryota; Metazoa; Chordata; Mammalia; Primates; Hominidae. The coding region runs from base 1 to 1278 and encodes 425 amino acids. The transcript is spliced from 9 exons. The record is from RefSeq and is a predicted model, not a curated record.
AUGGUGAGACCCGCAGACAAGUUCAGCCUAGGGACCUCCCCUGCUGUGGAAGUGGGAGAAACACACACAGGCGGAGGGGACCCGGGGCGAGUCAUCAAGGGCGCGUGGUUCGGCGUGCCAGGCGCGCUGCUCUGCCUGCUCUCUUGGCUUCUGUCUCCCUUCGGCCGAUCGCCCCCUAUCCUGAAGCUUUCCAAUAUCAUCUGGGAGCCUCAAAGUUUCCUGGGGCCUCCGCGUUGUGCGUCCCAGAACCCCUUGCCCGCCCCUGAGGGAAACGCGGAGCUACAGACAGCGGGACGUCGGGAGCCGGCCCAGGGGAGGCCAGAUUCAGCAUUUGGACAGCGGCUCUGGGGCGCAGUCGGCCCAGCGAGUUUGCAGGUGCACAGCCUCGGGCAGAUGGCGGCUCGGAUCCCUGAGUCUGGAGCUGCCAGCGAGGCUUCCAACCCGCUGCUUGCCAUCACCUCCCGGGUCGUUGGUGGCUCCGGCCUGCCUCCGCCCCCUCCAUUCCGCACUGGUCGGGGUGAAGGGGGGGGCGGGGGGAGCCGCGCUGACGUCACUGCGGGCCGUGCCCGCCCGAGAAGGCGGUGCUGGGAGCCGCUCAGAGCUCAGAGAAGCGGCGCGCGGCCAGGAGCCCCCGCUCCGCCACUGCCGUGCCUGCCUCCCGCAGCUGUCUGCCAUGCGCUCGCCGGGGCAGGGGCGCCCGGAGAGCGGCGAGAGCUGGGCCUGAGCCCGGGAACGCGCCUGAUCGGGGUGGCGGAGCCGCGGUCCCCACAGCCGCCCCACCCGCGCCGCUGCCUCGUUGGGGCCCGGGCCCCCUUCCCGGCUGGGGCAAGGGAUGCAUAUAAAUGUCUGGAUCUGAAGUUUGAAAUUCCACCUGCUGGAGACAGUGAACACCCCAGUAGAUACCCCAAAUCGCAUAGAAGGACGGAUGACCAGUUGCCUUCUUCCCCCAGGUUACUCCCCUGCUGGUGCCUCCCUCCCUGGCGCGGUUCCCACCUGCGAUCGGCGCCCUCUUCGCAGUCACGAACUCGCCAGCAGCUAGCAGCACUGACUAGUAGGAGGGCCCGCCGGAGGAGAGCCCGCCGGACCCUCCGUCGCGGCUGCCGGCUCCCCGGAGCCGCAGCCACCGAGCCUGGCUGUGCGUGUCGUGGCUGCUGGGGAGAAAGAGGCGUCCGGACAUGCUCUGGAGUCAGAAGACGGCGAAAAGAGAAGCAGAAGCCUCGGUGGCAAGAGUCCGAAGCAGGACGCAAUCACUGUAACCUGUGGAUUGUACUGCAGUAGGAAACUAUCCUAGCGAGGCUCCACUUUGCCCCAGCUUCAAGGUGUAUCGUCUCAAAAUGCAGCAUACUUCAGAUGAGUUCUGAGCACCCUUUCUUUUAUUAUAAAAAAAAUUCCAGACAGUUCAGCCAAUACCGACUAAGGGCUGAGACCAGUUCCAUGCUUUUCUGUCUCCGGAGGAAUUUGCUUCCGUCUGGAUGCCUGAAACGGUAUUUUACUUCACCUCCUGUGUCACCGGCAGCAGUCCUGGGAGCCUUGGGUAGGAGGUUUUUGGGAGAGCCAGCUCACAGCCUCUCUAUAACCUUUUAGCCACCCCAGUGCUGGGCAGCCAGGGUGUGGGCUUUUGACUGAAUGCACUCGCCCUCCUGCAUUCAUUACACCAUUGUCAGUGUGUGUGUCUGGGGCUGCCUCUGGGUGUGCGUGUUUUUUUUUUGUGUCUGCGUGUCAGUGUCAGGCUAUGUGUGUCUGUUUCUGUCGGCCUGUCUAGGCGCGCUCAGUGCAACAAGGAGCUGGGGGAGGUGGCGGUAAAGAGGGAGGGCAUUUCAAAGCCCAGCUGUCCUCCUCAGGGACCUCAGGAGAUGCGUGUGUGUGAGUGUGUGUGUGUGUGUGUGUGUAUUUUUUUCCAUGCUGCUCAUUGUGUGGGGCUGCAUGCGAGUGUCUGACCAGGUGUGGUGUGAGCAGCCGCUGGGCUGGGUGAGCCCCAUCUGCCGUGAGCUCCCAGACUUGCCUUCUAGCCCUCUGCCGCCAUCCACGGGGAGCCUCUCCCUUCACAGCUCACCAUCUCCUCUCUAAUUUAUUAGCUGGAAAGGAGGAGAACAUGAAACGUUGCUUGAAGACAAUGGCCGAGACAGCAGGUCCCACCCUGCACAGCCACCAGCAUCUCUCCCCUCAGCCCUGUCUCCUCUUCUGCAGUUGGGAUCUGCACAUUUAAGCCCGAAAUUGUCCUGUGAAGUGAAGUAUGAUCGGACAGCCUCUUUUCAGCUUUUAUGAAAAUGGAGACAGAGGAAUUGUGGCUCUUGCCAAGGUCACAGGAUUGGAAUGCAGAGCCAAGCCACCCCAGGACAUGCAAGAGCCUCAGAAGGGAAAAAGCCCAGCAGGAAGGGAGAACAAGUAGCCUCUGUCCUGAGGUUGUAACAGCCAAGGGCCAGGAUGGAGGAGGAGGACCCCAUGAUCUGCCCAUCUGGCACUUGGCAGGGGACCUGGGAAAAUGUACCCCAACCCAUCCCUCAAGGGCCUUUGCCUUUGGCCCACUGGCCUAGCAUCUCCUUCUUCACCAUGUCUGUUCUUGUCACACCUAGUCAGGUCUGUUUGGGUCUGAGGUGCAUGGAACAUUCUGGGUAGGCCUCCAGCAAAUGGAAGCUCUUCACCGUGUUUCCAGCCUGGGACCAAGGGCAGCACACUGGCAAAGUUGCCAAAGCAAGGGACUCCAGCCUUUUAGGAGUUAAUGACUCCCUCUCCCCAGCUGUCCUCCCCUUAGUGCUCCUCUUCCUCCCUCCUCCUGCUCACAGCAGGCAGGGCCUAGACCCAGGAGCCAUGCUGCUGUGCUGUUGCCAGGGGAGCACGGAGGCAGAUCUGAGCUAUGCAGGGAAAAGGCCCGGCCUGUCAAAGUGUCUGAGAUGAACCGCUGCCGUCCCUGUGCAGCUGGGCUCAGACGUGUCUCAGCUCUUGUUCUGUGCCUGAGAAUGGCAAAACCCAGUGAGGUUCAAGGGCAAACUCGCUAUUCAUUAGUCAGGGGUUCUUGACGUCCCGUCUCUCCCAGGGAUGAGUUCCCCCCUCCUCUUUCUUCCCCUCCUGUGACACAUUCCUGGGUGCCUUUGGUGAGGACUGCACACCCUCCUCCUGCCUAGCCCCCUCUCCGAAGGCCCCUGAAUAAACUCCCCCCAAGGAGACCAGGCAGGGCAGAGACAAUGGCUGCAGGAAAUCAUUCAUGCGGGACAUGCUGGCCGGCCCUCCACCCAGUCCCCCUGUGGGCCCCACGCCCUUCUGAUUCAGGGCACCCUUGGGCCCCCAGCCUAUACAGGCCUGGACAGGAAGAAACCACUGGGAACCACCCUAAGGACAUACAUGCUAGUCCAGUGCCAUUCUUCGCUGGCUCUGUGGGUGCCUUUGUGGCCUGUACCGACUGGCUGGCUAAUUUUGUGGUUUCUGUACCAUCACAUGCCUAUUUUGAGACACUCUCAAGCACUGUCGGUUAGGGAGUAUAAAUUGUACAAUAUUUUCUGAAAUGUGGCAAUAUCAAAAUGUAGAAAGCACAUGUACUUGGUCACAAACAAAUGGCACUAUUUACUCUGUGGGCAUAUUUGUAAAAGUUCCCAAAGAUUUAUAUACAAGGAUGUUCAUCAGAGCAUUUCUUUUGAAGAGUGUAAAGAAAUGGACAUGAACCUAUGGUCUGUUCAUACUGUGGAAUACCUAUGCAGCUGUAAAAAUCGGUGUGGUAGAUCUCCGUAUAUGAGUUGAUGUGGAAGGUUGGCCAGUUCACAUGAUAAGGUGAAUAGAAUAAGUUACAGAACAGGCUGUGGAGUAUGAUCUUAUAUGUAGAUGUUUAGAAGUGAGUCAUAAGUAGGCUUAUAUAUGGAUCGUUUCUGGAAGUGUGUACUGGAAGGCUACCUCUGGGGAGUGGGGAUGGGGGAAUGCACUCUUCUAUACUGUUAUGUUUUCUUUUCGUGCUCCUAAGAUACUUUUAUUGAAAGAUGUAAAGGGGUUCAAUGUAAUAGGCUUAACUUCUAUCAACUAAGUUGGCAUGGGUACUUUAAGAGGGUGGUAGUGAUGUUGCUGGAGAAAGUAUCCCACAAUCACUGGUGGCUUCAGCCAUGGGCCAUUUUGGGGCCUAAUAAUCACAUAUCAUCAUGGUGGCUAGUAUUAAUCGAAAACCUACUAAGUGCUAGGCUUACUGUCUCUGGGUCUUGCUUACGUGGAUGUCAUUUUUCCAGUUUCACCAAAUCGAAAGAGGUUAAUUGGUUUGUUGGAGCUCCUUUGCAGGUGAGGGGCAGAGCCAGGAGCUUGGCUAGGGACAGGGAAGGUGGGUGGGGGAUGGUGGAUAGGUCUUGGCUCCUAGUUUCCUUCCAGGCAGACAUUUCCCCUCUGCCCUGAGGACCUGCUUGUUUGGGGGAGGAGGCCUUUAGAGGCACGGGGUCAUGCCAGGUGUUGGACAUGGUGAACUGGGAAGUGCCCCCAUCUGGCCACAGCCCAGAAGUAUCACCGUGCUUGGGGGAUGGGGAACAGGGCUGUGAAUGGGCCUAUUUGCAUAAGCAGCAUGUGUCUGGAGAGAAAGACAUCACAGAGCAGAAGAGUGCGGGUGGGUGCCCAGGAGUGCAGUUGCCACCCCUACUUCAUCCCUGAAAGAGUAAAUGGCCUAGAAAGUGUCUCUGAGAGGUAAUGCUGCACACCACCCUCCCUGGGGGCACUGGAUCAGGCUACACCUGCCUUAGGUCGGGGGCUGCAGCAGCCUGCAGAGCUCUCAGUAGGGCCUCAGUGGCCUGGGAGGGAGCAGGGGCAGGGGGCAGGGAAAGAGGCGUAAUGGGGCUGUCCAGAGGGGCCUGGGAAACCUGGUCCCUGAGGCCUGGGCACAGCUACAAUCACUUCAAAUUGGCUGUGGGGCCAGUGGACUGGGAAGAAAAAAAGCAAUAAGAGUGACCAAGUGCAGCAGGCUGUCAGGUCCCAGGUCGCAUGCCUUAGUGCAGUGACUCCUCAUCAUUUUAUGGGGUGUGGGUGUCAUUGGUACACCCAUUUUACAGAUGAGGACACCGAGGCCCAGAAAAGUUAAGUUACAUGUCCUAAGUCACACAGCUUGUAAGUGCCAGAACUGAGAUGAAAACCAAGUGUCUUUCACUUUAAAGUCUGUACUCUGACCCCAAAGAGAUCCUGUUUGGUUUGGCCACUUAUAGGAGGUCCCUAAAGCUGCAGACUCCCCUUGCCAGCGCCCACAUAUGGAGACAUUAACCCUUCCCCUGCAGGGUCACCUCAAAUAGUCUUUUAGCUGGGCUUCUCCUGCAGUUCCACCUAAUGCCAUCCCCUGGGUUUUGCCCAAAUCUGAACUGGGCAGUGGGGUGAGAGGAGGGGUUUACAGGGUUACAGAGCUUCAUACAGAUAGGAACCCCUGGCUGCUGGUCAUCUGCAUUCCUGCAGGAUUCGCUGUUCCUUGAGGUCCUUGGCAGGAAAAUGAGGAUUGCUCCCGAGGCCUGCUCCAGUGCUUCCCAGAGGCUGGCCUGGUGUGGGGCUCUGGGAAGGCUGAGGCUGGAGAAGCAGAAGUAGGAGGGCAGAGAUGGCAGUCAGGUAGCUUGAAUCACCAAGACCCUUCCAAGCCCCACAGGUUCUCCUGAGGGAGUACUAGGGCAAGCUCUGGGAGAGGUCUCUUCCUAUGCUGUGAACCCCCUGUCUUUCUUGCAGCCUACAAUGAAUAAAUUUUCUUUGCA